Rhodofomes roseus is the source of this 1239-nucleotide messenger RNA. RefSeq lists its product as uncharacterized. NCBI's taxonomy places the organism in Eukaryota, Fungi, Basidiomycota, Agaricomycetes, Polyporales, Fomitopsidaceae. Bases 1 to 1239 code for a protein of 412 amino acids. The transcript has 3 exons. The record is from RefSeq and is a predicted model, not a curated record.
AUGAGCGCGACUUCCACCGAUGCGGACGCCUCGCCCACCGGCGGCCUCGCCAACGCCUCAGCUACGGGCAGCUACCUCUCCGCCAUUACCACCAUCGUCUACCAGACCGUCAGCAACUCCGAAGUAGAGGUCAUCACGACCACCAGCUACUCGGGCGCCCCGCUCCCCACAGGCGCAACACAACAUGCCAAAUCCUCGAUCCCGGUCGCUCCGAUCGCAGGCGGGGCAGCGGGCGGGGUCGUGCUCGCCGUCGCGGUCGUAGUCGCUUGGGUAUGGUGGGGCAAGUGCAUAAAGCGGAAGACGGUGAAGGAGCGGCAGGAAGCGCUGGCGAGGCUGCAGGUCCGGGAGAACACCCGGAAGAACGCUUCUUCGGGCUCGUUCACCUCAAACCCCAAGUCCUCCCGCGCGGCGCGGCGCGAAAAGAAGGUCUCCUUCGCGAGCACGCCCUCGUCGACGGCGUCCACGCUCAAGGGCACCGUGCGCGACCCGAAGGACGACGACCCCUCCGAGAAGAUGCUGCAGUCCCACUUCGAGCCUCCGCCACCGUCGUCCAAGGGCCCUACUAACGCACACAAGCCUGUCCGCCCUAGCCCGCUCGGCCGCGCGAGCUCGCGGAACGAGCAGUCGCCGCUGUUGCCCGUGUCUCGCUCGCCUUCAUCACGCCCGGCGACCCCUCCACAGAGCCCCUUCAAGGAUAGCGCGGCACCUACGCUUCCCCGCCGGCGGUCUCAAGACUCUGCGCCACCCAAGGCUGCGCGUCGACCGUCUCAGGACUCAGCGACACCCUUCCCCACGAAACCAGCACCGCUCACCAUGCCCACGCAGAUCGCCCCGCCUACUCAGACUAACCGGACGCCGCGACCAAGCCCCAGCCAGUCACCCAGCCCGAGCUCGCCCGUGCAGCCCUUCCUCAAGCGUCCAAUCACGAACCGGCAAGUGACGCACAAGGCCUCCGCGGCGAGCUCGAUGUCGGCCUACUCGACCGAGAGUGGGGAGGAGCGGCAGAAGCGGGUGUCGACGAGCCUCGUCAUGGCCGCGCUCGGGCACAUGGACCCGCGGCGGUCGUGGCUCGGGAACUACCUCCCACUGAACCGGCGCAGCCGCGCGGCGGACGACCUCGAGCAGAGCCGCCUGUCGACGAUGAGCGCGGCGUCCGCGUAUUCGCAGCCGGAGGCGGAGGCGGAGGCGGACGAGCAUGUCGGGUAUGCGUAUGGCGGCGAGGAGAGUGCGGAGAGUUAG